Xenia sp. Carnegie-2017 is the source of this 690-nucleotide messenger RNA. Its product is annotated as secreted RxLR effector protein 161-like. The transcript has a single exon. NCBI's taxonomy places the organism in Eukaryota, Metazoa, Cnidaria, Anthozoa, Malacalcyonacea, Xeniidae. Bases 1 to 690 code for a protein of 229 amino acids. The record is from RefSeq and is a predicted model, not a curated record.
AUGGAUGCAAGCGUCAAACUUGUUAAAGAAGAUGGACACAGCAAAUCAGUCGAUGCCUCUCGCUAUCAGUCAAUGGUAGGAAGUUUGAUAUACGCGGCAAUUGCUACCCGUCCAGAUAUAACUCAAGCAGUAACAACAUUAGCUAAAUUUAACACAGCACCGAACGAAGCACAUCUUACAGCUGUGAAACGCAUCUUUCGUUACUUGAAAGGAACUUGUAAACUAAGCCUGCAGUACCAAAAAAUCAGUAUCGAUUUAGAGGGAUACUCUGAUGCAGACUGGGCCUCUGACACAGACGAUCGACGGUCAACUUCCGGAAAUGUGUUUAUAAUAUCAGGUGGUGCAAUCAGUUGGGCAAGCAAGAAACAACCAACAGUGGCUCUUUCAACGUCGGAAUCGGAGUACAUUGCAUUAUGUUAUGCAACUCAAGAAUUAGUAUGGCUGCGACAACUGAUGAAAGACCUACAAAUAGAUUGUACUGCGGCUACAACCAUACAUGAAGAUAAUCUAGGUACAAUCGCUAUCUCAAAGAAUCCAGUACUACACAAGCGGACAAAGCACAUUGAUAUUAAACACCAUUUCGUGCGCGAGAAGUACUGUCCAACCAAGGAAAUGAAGGCAGAUAUUUUUACUAAACCAUUACCAAGAGAACAAUUUGAAUAUCUGCGAUGCAAACGGGGACUUGUAUAA